AUGGAAGACCUGCCCGACUUGCCGAAACGAGGGCCUGCAUACUGGACAGAGCCCUUCAUGGGUGUUUGUGUGGUGGGCGUGCUCAGCACCAUUCUCAUCGCUUUGACUUAUGGUGCAACAACGGGCGCCGGCGAGGAGGUCUCCAGCCUUGGUCAGGUGGCCCUGGCCCUCAUCUGGGCCGAGGCCGGCGUCGCAGCCCUCAGUACGUUAUUCCUGCUCUUCGGCAACGCUGGUGAACUUAGCCGGUCUCCGGAAACGCGCACUCAUUUCACUCUGACUCUGGAUGCGCUCGGGUCGCCAACGCCGCGGACUGACCUUGUGAGCGAGCUUCAACAGUUUGGGCAGACGCAGUUUUUGUGGAACAACAGGACGUGCUGGGGCACCGACUUGCACGUCCAUGUUCUUGAAAAUGAGGAAGCAGCAGUCAUCCAGGAUCUGGAAGCCGGGGCAGGCCCGAGCGACCGAUUCGCGUACGCUACAAGUUAUGCUGGAAGGAGACAAGUUUGCACAGGAUGCCCAGUACACUUGGCGGCAAGCCGCGGACAUGUUUCUAUGGUGCAGCUACUUCUUGACAGAGGAUGCGACAUACAGUCCAUGACCCAGCAGGAUUGUAGAGACAGCUACGACAUCAUUCAGGCAGCAGUCUUCAAGGAGGGCCGUGGCGGUUCCAGCGACAUCAUUGACUUUCUUGCAGCCGGGGGGCAAACAUCUGCAGCGUAA
This is a messenger RNA of Symbiodinium sp. CCMP2592, 720 nucleotides long. The record is from the annotation of a GenBank genome assembly. NCBI's taxonomy places the organism in Eukaryota, Dinophyceae, Suessiales, Symbiodiniaceae.